Messenger RNA from Chenopodium quinoa (quinoa), 3223 nucleotides. Its product is annotated as WD repeat-containing protein 20-like. NCBI's taxonomy places the organism in Eukaryota, Viridiplantae, Streptophyta, Magnoliopsida, Caryophyllales, Amaranthaceae. The transcript is spliced from 11 exons. Bases 1217 to 2851 code for a protein of 544 amino acids. Gene Ontology annotation, molecular function: protein binding. The record is from RefSeq and is a predicted model, not a curated record.
AAUUUAACAGGAAUAAUCCAACCUGUUGUCCGUUCUCCCAUAUUAAUCCCACCUUUUGAUUAUUCCUCAUUAAUCCAACCUUUAUACCCCUUCUUCCCAUAUCACACCCAAAUAACCGGUUACCUAAACAACUGGUCAUCCCUUCUAUCUCCUUCCUCUUACCAUUUGCCAUCAUCUUCCUCCAUUACCACCACCCAAAGCUCCACCUCCAUUUUAUCUUCCCCUUCAAUUCUUUCUUCCUCCUCCCCCAACCACCCCUGCCCCUUCCUCCUAGCAGACAUGUCACUGCCCGUCCCCCUCAGCCACCUUGCUUUCCCUCCCCUUCCCCGUAGCCUCCUUGCCCCUCAACACCCACACACAACCUCCCCUGCUCCCUCACUCGCAACCUCCAUCACACAAUUAAAUCAAACCACCAUAAUCAGAGGCGCCUCUCCAUCAGCACACCAUCAAUCGCCUGCUGACCGUCCACACAUCACAACCACCGUCGCAACCCCAAUUGCACCAGCCACCGCUGCUUCUGCCAUCACCGUACAAAUGGCCACGACCCCCCUUUUCUCCGUAAAGGGUGGUGAAUGGAGGAAGGUAGGAGAGCAAAAAGGGGGAAGGAGUUCAGCCCCCCAAAACCCACCGCCACACCAUCGGAAUAACCCCUCAUCCUACACAACCGCCGAACGCAUUGGUUUCCGAGAGGUUGGUUUGUGAUGGGUGUGAGCGUGGGUUUUAUUUUAAUUGUACCGGGGUUUUGCCAGGUUCGGCGGUUGUGUAGGAUGAGUGGGUGUGUAGGUUCUGUGCGACGGUUGACGGUGAGGUGAGGGGUGGUGGUGGCAUGUGUGUUGGUGGUGGUUGGAGGUUUGUGGUGGCUAGAAGAGGUGUUGUUGUUGGGUACAUUAAAGGGGAGGUGAAGUGGUAAUGGAGGAAGAGGCCAUGGAAGGAAAGGAGAGAGAAAGAAGGAUGGUGGUGGCUAUGAUGGUGAAUCUGGUGAUGGGGGAAGAGAGAGAAAGAAGAAAACAGGGUGGUUUGGAUAGGUUACCUGCAAGGGUUGCUGUGAGAAAAGGGGGCAAAAGUUGAAUUAACGAGGAAUAAUCAAAAGGUGAGAUUAAUACGGGAGAACGGACAAAAAGUUGGAUUAUUCCUGUUAAAUUUUCCUAUUAGUUAUGCUACACUUUUAGAUUCAUCUCCUAUUAUUGUCAUUGUCGUCGUCGUCAUUGCCGAAACCAUGAGUAAUAGCAGCACCACUACCACCAACAGCGCCACCGUCAACGGCGGCAUAUCUUCUCCCGCCACCGCCGGACUCAAAGCCUACUUUAAAACUCCCGAAGGACGUUAUACUCUUCAUUCCGAGAAGUCUCAUCCUUCUACUCUUCUCCAUUAUUCUCACGGCAAAACCGUCUCUCAGGUAACAUUAGCUAAUCUCAAGGAAAAAAUAGCUUCAUCAACACCCACGUCAAGCUCAGGUUAUAGUGCAAGUAGUAGCGUAAGGUCAGCUGCUGCAAAGUUGUUAGGCUCGAAUAAUGGAGGGCGAGCUCUAAGUUUUGUAGGAGGUAAUGGAGCUAAUAAAGCUGUUGCUGCGGCUACGAAAACUGCUACAUUUGGAAGUUCCAGUAAUGGUAGCAGCUCGCCCAUUACCAGUUUUGAUGGUAAAGGAAUGUACAUAAUAUAUAAUGUGGGUGACACUUUGUAUAUUAGCGACCUAAAUUCGCAGGAGAAGGAUCCCAUUAAAUCCAUACACUUUGCAAGCUCAAAUCCUGUUUGUCAUACCUUUAAUCCUGAAGCUAAGGACGGCCAUGACUUACUGAUAGGGUUAAACUCUGGAGAUGUGUACACAGUUUCCUUAAGACAGCAGUUGCAAGAUAUUGGAAAGAAGCUUGUUGGAGCACAUCACUAUAACAAAGAUGGCUCCAUUAAUAACAGCCGGUGUACCAGUGUAGCAUGGGUCCCUCAAGUCAAUGGUUUCUUUGUUGUUGCUCAUGCUGAUGGAAACGUGUAUGUGUAUGAGAAGGGGAAGGAUGCUACUGUUGAUUCGUCUUUCCCACUCAUAAAGGAUCCGACUCAAUUUUCUAUUGCACAUGCAAAAUCUAGCAAGAGCAAUCCUAUUUCUAGAUGGCAUAUAUGUCAAGGUUCAAUCAAUAGAAUGGCAUUCUCCGUUGAUGGCACUCAUUUGGCUGUUGUUGGGAGAGAUGGCUUUUUAAGAGUUUUUGACUACCAGAAAGAACUGCUAGUAUGUGGAGGAAAAAGUUAUUAUGGUGCUAUACUCUGUUGUGCAUGGAGCAUGGAUGGUAAAUAUAUUUUGACUGGUGGUGAGGAUGAUCUAGUUCAAGUUUGGAGCAUGGAAGAUCGCAAGGUUAUAGCCUGGGGUGAGGGGCACAAUUCAUGGGUGAGUGGAGUUGCUUUUGAUCCAUAUUGGUCACCCCCAUCUUCAGAUAGCACAGGAGAAAAUGUGAUGUAUCGGUUUGGCUCUGUUGGUCAGGACACUCAAUUACUCUUAUGGGAUUUUUCAAUGGAUGAAAUUGUAGUGCCUCUUCGUCGUUGUCCACCAGGUGGUUCACCUACAUACAGUGCUGGAAGUCAAUCAGCACAAUGGGAUAGUGUGGUUCCGUUGGGCUCUUUACAGCCUGCUCCAAGUAUGCGAGAUGUCCCAAAGCUUUCUCCACUUGUUGCUCAUCGUGUGUACACUGAUCCUUUGUCAGACUUGGUCUUCACACAGCACUCCAUCCUUACAGCAUGCAGAGAAGGGCAUGUAAAAGUUUGGAAGAGACCUGGGUCUUCUGAAACCAUAUUAGGCGAUUCAGAAACUGCAAAUGCGAUAGAAAAGCACCCAAUACCAAGUGCCAGUGGGUCUGAUUGCAAAUGAUCGUAAGAGUGGGCAUUUCCAAUAUCGUAGCCAUAUUUAUUAGCAUAUGCCUAAUCGGCAUCAUCCAAGCUGGUGCCACGGAGUUAAUCCACUCAAUUUUCUGUAUCUAGUACAAAUGUUGAAUGUUGAAGGAGCUACUUAUUCAGCUUCACCAGGGUUAUUAACUGUAUAGGUCCAAAUAAUAGAGCUGAUGCAGUUACUUCUUGUUAUUGUAGUUAGAAAUCCCGAUGUUUAGUAUGAUUUGGUUGUAGCCUUGUAGGUCAUCAGAGUACUCUAACCUUUUGCAGCAAACAAAUAAUUUGCUGUAUACUAAUUACUAAGUACUUCGAUCCCGGAAAUGGCUUUAUUCUAUGAUUUAGCGAGUUCUAUAAA